Molecule: messenger RNA, 1834 nt
Organism: Dissoconium aciculare CBS 342.82
Lineage: Eukaryota; Fungi; Ascomycota; Dothideomycetes; Mycosphaerellales; Dissoconiaceae
Product: acyltransferase-domain-containing protein
Exons: 2
Coding region: 336-1625 (429 amino acids)
Cellular component (GO): endomembrane system
Molecular function (GO): acyltransferase activity
Source: RefSeq, a predicted model, not a curated record
CAAGUUCAGUCAGCCAUCGUGUGGGCGAUCAGACUUUCCUCAUCCGCGUCGUGAUAUACAAGCGCUGGGCGAAUAAAUCGAACAUAAUUUGCAGGUCUCAUCUUGUCUCAGUCCCGGCGUGAUCGUCAUCAUGCUUUGAAGCUACGAAGCAUAUCUCAAUAGCCUCGCUUACGUUCGGGGCUUAUUUCCAUUUCUACCGCAUGUCAUCGCCAAUCCUCCUCGAAUCAUACAAGAAGAUCCAUUAGAGACGUGUGGCUCCGAGUAUCGGCCGAGAUCCUCCAAGUCGUACAUUCUGCGCCUCAAGAUAUAACACCACUCCCCGGGCAAUCCGGAUCAUGGCCGAAUCCGUGCGAGAACGGAACCUCGCGGCGGUGCGAGCCAAAAUCGUCGCCAGCACCAAACCACCAGCUGAAGAGGCCUCCACAGACGAUGUUCUCGGCAAGCGGAAACACGGCCUCGCCAUGGAAGGUGUCCGGGUCGUCGCGUUCAGCGUCUACUUCAUCACCAGCAUCACCGCCAUCCAUAUAGCACAGUUCCUGGGACUUCCACUUUACGCGUAUAAUCGCUCUUGGUAUAAUGCCUGGGUGGCCCUGACGAAACAGUAUUUCGGUGUACACAUCACCACCAUGACCUACUGGUGGAGCCCGACGGUCGUGCGCAUCAGUGGCGACAAGAGUGUCGCCGGCCUGUUGCGUCAGAACAAGGACGGUCUGGUGUCGCUCAAUUUCGGCGAACGCGGGCUGUUCAUCGCCAAUCACCAGCUGUAUACCGACUGGCUUUAUCUCUGGUGGGCCGCAUAUGCAAACAACCCGCCCAUGCACGGCCACAUCUACAUCAUCCUCAAAGAGACCUUGAAAUGGGUCCCCAUCGUCGGUCCUGCAAUGCAGCUGUAUGGAUUCAUCUUCAUGACCCGAUCCUGGGCCGACGACCAAACGCGGCUGAAGCAGGGCCUCAAGCGGCUCAACACCCAACGCUCGACCUCAAUCAUCCCAGGCCAAGGCAACGCGCCCUCACAGCUAGAUCCGAUGUGGCUCCUCAUCUUCCCCGAAGGAACCAACCUCAGCGCCAACGAAGUCGCCAAAUCGCGCGCCUACGCCGAAAAGGUCGGCAAAGCGCCCCUGACCCACCAAGUCCUGCCGCGCCCCGCCGGCCUACACCUGCUCCUCCAGGAACUCGGCGAGACCGUCCCUUACCUCUACGACUGCACCAUCGGCUACGCCCCGCUCCCGCCCGGCGGCUACGGCAAUGACAUCUACGGGCUCCGCACGGUCUACAUCCAAGGCCGGCCGCCCUCCAGCGUGAACAUGCACUGGCGGCGCUUCAAGACCAGCAGCAUCCCCAUCGGCGACAAGGCCGCGCUGCAGGACUGGCUGGAAGCGCGCUGGCGCGAGAAGGAGGUCCUGCUCGAGAACUUCUACGCCCACGGGAAAUUCUCCCCGGCCGACAAGAGCGCCGUCAUCAUCGAGGACGGCCCCACCGAGGACGAGUUCAAGACCCCGUACAUCACCGCCGAGAUCCGUCCUGCCAGUUCGGUGGAGUACCUGGCGAUUUUUGCACCUGUCGCGGUCGCGGCGGUCGCCGGGAGGAUCGUUUGGCAGAUUGCGGAGAGGUUGAUGGGUUGGUAGGUAGGUUGGUAGGUAGGCAGGUAGGUAGGAGUGGAUGAAUUGGUCAAGGGAUGAGUGGGAGGGACUGUUCUUCUGUGCGCAGAGGAAGAGUUAUCGAGUUUGGAUAGUGAGAGGGUAGAGUUGCGAAUGAGGUGUAAAGGAAGCGAGAGCACGGUGAUGUAAAGGUCUGUGAAAUGGGCUGGAAGGAUGAAUACGAGGUUUUGUUCGAG